UGUUCUCGCGUAUUUACAAAUGUGAACGGGAACAGAUUAUUGUUUUGGAAGGUGGUUUACUAGCAAAAAAAGCGUGCUGUUUUUCGAAAAUUGACCCGACAUGACUGCUACCAGACCGCUCGAGAUGGAGCGGCCAAGACACCAUCCGUUUCUGAUCGGUGUUAGCGGAGGAACUGCCAGUGGCAAGUCAACAGUAUGUGCCAAAAUCAUGGAGUUGCUGGGCCAGAACAAGGUGGACCAUCGUCAGAGGAAAGUGGCCAUCAUCAGCCAAGACAGCUUCUACAAAGUCUUGACACCUGACCAGAAGGCCAAGGCACUCAAGGGCCAGUACAACUUUGACCACCCAGAUGCUUUCGACAACGAGUUGAUGUACCAAACCCUGAAGGAUAUUGUGGAGGGGAGAGUGGUGGAGGUGCCGACAUAUGACUUUGUCACGCAUUCGAGGCUGCAGGACAGGAUAACGGUGUACCCGGCUGACGUGGUUCUGUUUGAGGGGAUCCUGGUCUUCUACUCUCAGGAAGUGAGGGAUAUGUUUCACAUGAAGCUCUUUGUGGACACGGACUCUGAUGUCAGGCUGUCUCGCAGAGUUCUGCGGGACAUGAAGAGAGGCAGAGACCUGGAGCAAAUCCUCACCCAAUACACGAUGUUCGUCAAGCCAGCCUUCGAGGAGUUCUGUUUGCCUACCAAGAAAUAUGCAGACGUCAUUAUUCCUCGAGGAGUUGACAACAUGGUGGCCAUCAACCUCAUUGUGCAGCACAUCCAGGACAUCCUGAAUGGGGACCUCUGUAAGUGGCACCGUGGAGGAGCGGUCAACGGGCACAGCCGGGGCUUCAAGCGGGCCAUCUCGGAGCAGGGGGACCUGGCCAACGGCACCUCCAACUUCCCCCCGGGGAAGAGGGUCCUACUGGAGCCCAGCAGUCGCCCCCACUGAGACAAAAAUCUGUCAGUCUGUCUACUAUAUACAGUGGGGAAAAAAAGUAUUUAGUUAGCCACCAAUUGUGCAAGU
Messenger RNA from Coregonus clupeaformis (lake whitefish), 1006 nucleotides. Its product is annotated as uridine-cytidine kinase 1-like. Lineage: Eukaryota; Metazoa; Chordata; Actinopteri; Salmoniformes; Salmonidae. Bases 101 to 931 code for a protein of 276 amino acids. Gene Ontology annotation, cellular component: cytoplasm; cytosol. The record is from RefSeq and is a predicted model, not a curated record. Gene Ontology annotation, molecular function: kinase activity; ATP binding. The transcript is spliced from 7 exons.